ACUUUACCGUUUCACUACAGUUCCAUUAUAGCUAGUUACUUGCCGUAAAUAGUUAGUCAUUAGUGUGCAGUGAUUUGAAUAGAUGCUGUCAGUUUAUUAAAAUAUAUCGGUCCUGCGCAAACUAAAUGCAAAAUUGAAUGCAAUCAGAAAGUCCUUCUUUUUAAGGAAAUCAUAAUUCCCUUCACAUUAACAUUUAUACCAACGUUUAUCACACAAAACCAAAAUAUUAUAUCUUGUAUAUAUGUAUUGUUUGUAUGUAUUUACUUAUUAACUCUUAUUGUAAAAUACUUUAGAUCAGUAAAAAAUAAACAAUUAGCUAACGAACUUGGAAAAUGGUUUCUUAUGAUAUGUAUGAAAGAAAAUAUCGAUCUGAAUAACCUUGUGAGAAUCAAUUGGUCAGGCUUGAUAUUGUAUUAUUAUGGCGCGAAAUUUCAACAGAACUUGGAAAAUGGUUUUUUAUGAUAUGUAUGAAAGAAAAUAUCGAUUACCGCCACACCUUUUCCUCGAAGUUUUCAGGCUCAUUGAGGGCCUAGUACCGAGAUUAUUGCCAAUACAAUAUUUUGCAAGGUGGAAACAUAAAGUUAUAAAAACGGAGACUUUUAAACAUUGCUUCCAUUGUCACUACGAGUUUAAUAUCUACACUAUUAUUUUCGCAUCACCUCGAGGUGAUGAUAACUUAAAAUCACACUAUGGAAUAAAACGCAUCACAUGGCAUUUAAAAUUAUAAUAAAGAUUACAAAUUCAUUAAACGUAGUAAUUUGGCCUUUGGCUAGACUGGAUAAUAGUCAACGAAUCUCAAUAUCACUACACUCGAUGAAUGUUUGAGCACUUCUAUGAAUUGCGCCAUUUUCACCCUAUGAAUCUUCAAUGGAGUUGUUGCGGAUAUUAUUGCUAAAAAUGUUGCAGCUGGUUUCAAUCAAUAUAGAUGGAAUUCAUUAAAAGAUAAAGAAAAGAUAAUAUUUUUUUUAAAAAACAAUAAAAUGCACUUGUAAUGCAUUAUGUAAUGGCGUGUAUUGUUUAUGAUAGAAAUUAAUUUUCGGGUGCGCCCUAAUAAUUGUGAGAUGAUUGUAAAACAUUGUUAUUGAAACGCUACGAUUGUAUUGAAUGUUAUUGAGCGAAAUUUUUGGCUUUACUCAUAUUAUAUACUUUUUAUAGGCAGCAUAAUUACUUUUUAAUAGCAUUGACCUUUACACUGCAAAUUAAAUACAUCAUAAAUACUUCUCAUUUUAUUAUGACGCGACACAUUUAUAAAAUAAAAUAUCAUCUUGAGACGCACCCAAAAGAAAUAAACGCGCCAAAAGUUAUUAGUAGUAGUAGUAGCAUGUUGUCCUCGUGACAUAAUAAGAAAGAUAGCUAGAAUAUCUAUAGAAAUGUUGUGGUGCUAAAUGCAGUUAGAACAGAAAGUUUAUAGAACACUGUUUUCGCAUUACAAUGCAUGCAUUUUAUGUUAUCGCAUUACCUGACAAAACUUCAUCAACUCAUUAACAUCAUUUUCACUAAAAUGACGCGAAUAAACAUAAACGUAGCAUUUUAAAGAAAUAAAAAUAGUUUUGUGGAAUAUCUUCAUUAUCAUGUUUAAAUUUAUUUUAACUUGUUUUUUUAACUUUAUUCCAAAUGAGCCAUAUGGUAUCAAAUUAUUCAGGAGUAAUUGACGGAUAGUAAAUUUUCUUCCCAAUUUGUGGCGUUGUUUCUAAAUUGAACAACUUAAUUUUACCAGACGUAUCUUUACAUUAUAGUUAUUUUUUUCCGCGUUGUUGUGAUUGUGUAGAGUAAUUUUAAUUUCCAUUAAAUUGAUUUUUUUAAGGUAGGAUAUUUAAUGGUACAUAGCUUAUAUCAUAUUAAUUUGAUGAUCUACUACGCUUUUGUUCCUAUUUUUAAGAGUUUAUUCUCCAGUUUUUAUGAAGGCAAAUGCGUGAUUAUUUCACUUAGGUUAACAGAUAUUUUGUGUACCUUUACAGAGUUUUAUGUUUUGUUUACAUGUGCGCAACUUCAUUGUAACUUCCUUGGCCCUAGAUAAUAUCUUAGCUGUAGCUCACUGAUUUGACUUUGUUCAAUGCUUGAAAAUGCUUGAAAAAUGCUUGAAAAAUGCUUGAAAAAUGCUUGAAAAAAAAAUUGUAGCAAUAAAAUUAUGGAAACCCUAUUUACUUUAUUUAUUAAUUAUAAUCCAUUUUUUAAAAAUAAUAUAAUUCAGUGAACAAUAAAUGAUUCUGGUGAUAACUUCUAACACAAUUUUUCUUGUUAAGAUUCCACUUAUAGCAUGUCAAACGAGAAUCUGUCGCAGAAUUAAAUUGUAGACAAGAGAAAAAUAA
Molecule: messenger RNA, 2309 nt
Organism: Hydractinia symbiolongicarpus
Lineage: Eukaryota; Metazoa; Cnidaria; Hydrozoa; Anthoathecata; Hydractiniidae
Exons: 3
Coding region: 419-727 (102 amino acids)
Source: RefSeq, a predicted model, not a curated record